This is a messenger RNA of Chrysochloris asiatica (Cape golden mole), 1860 nucleotides long. RefSeq names its product BTB/POZ domain-containing protein 3-like. The record is from RefSeq and is a predicted model, not a curated record. Gene Ontology annotation, biological process: cerebral cortex development; dendrite morphogenesis; neurogenesis. Gene Ontology annotation, molecular function: protein binding. Lineage: Eukaryota; Metazoa; Chordata; Mammalia; Afrosoricida; Chrysochloridae. The transcript has 4 exons. The coding region runs from base 40 to 1611 and encodes 523 amino acids. Gene Ontology annotation, cellular component: cytosol.
UUUGGGAUAUCUAGCUAUAGAGAGCAACAUACUGUACUCAUGGUAGAUGACAAGGAAAAGAACAUGAAAUGUCUUACCUUCUUCUUGAUGCUUCCAGAGACGGUAAAGAACAGGUCCAAGAAAAGCUCAAAGAAAGCAAAUACUACAACUGGCGGCAGCAGCAGCAGCAAGUUACCCCCAGUUUGCUAUGAAAUUAUUACCUUAAAGACUAAGAAGAAGAAGAAGAUGGCUGCUGAUAUAUUCCCCCGUAAAAAAUCAGCCAGCUCCAGCACCACCACUGUCCAGCAGUACCACCAGCAGAACCUCAGCAACAACAACCUUAUUCCAGCCCCAAACUGGCAGGGUCUGUAUCCUACCAUUAGAGAAAGAAAUGCGGUGAUGUUCAAUAAUGAUUUGAUGGCAGAUGUACAUUUUGUGGUUGGGCCACCAGGUGGGACUCAGCGGUUGCCAGGACACAAAUAUGUUUUAGCUGUUGGGAGCUCUGUGUUCCAUGCAAUGUUUUACGGAGAACUUGCUGAGGACAAAGAUGAAAUCCGUAUACCAGAUGUCGAACCUGCUGCUUUUCUCGCUAUGCUGAAGUAUAUCUAUUGUGAUGAAAUUGACUUGGCUGCUGACACAGUGCUGGCCACUCUCUAUGCUGCCAAAAAGUACAUUGUCCCUCACCUAGCCAGAGCCUGCGUUAAUUUCCUGGAAACUAGCCUGAGUGCCAAGAACGCCUGCGUGCUUCUCUCUCAGAGCUGCUUGUUCGAGGAGCCGGACCUGACCCAGCGUUGCUGGGAGGUGAUCGACGCCCAGGCAGAAUUAGCUCUAAAGUCUGAGGGUUUCUGCGAUAUUGACUUCCAGACACUAGAAAGUAUCCUCCGCAGGGAAACUCUCAAUGCCAAAGAAAUUGUGGUUUUUGAGGCAGCUCUCAACUGGGCUGAAGUAGAAUGCCAGCGACAAGAUCUAGCCUCAAGCAUCGAAAACAAACGUAAGGUCCUUGGAAAGGCACUUUACUUGAUCCGAAUACCUACCAUGGCCCUUGAUGAUUUUGCAAAUGGUGCUGCACAGUCUGGAGUUUUGACUCUCAAUGAGACCAAUGACAUCUUCCUCUGGUACACCGCUGCCAAAAAACCGGAGUUGCAGUUUGUGAGUAAAGCCCGUAAGGGGCUUGUCCCCCAGCGUUGUCACCGCUUCCAAUCUUGUGCCUAUCGGAGCAACCAGUGGCGCUAUCGGGGACGUUGCGACAGCAUCCAGUUUGCAGUCGAUAAAAGAGUGUUCAUCGCUGGCUUUGGUCUGUAUGGCUCCAGCUGUGGCUCUGCAGAAUACAGUGCCAAGAUUGAACUCAAGCGGCAGGGUGUUGUCCUGGGGCAGAACUUGAGCAAGUACUUCUCAGAUGGCUCCAGCAAUACCUUUCCCGUGUGGUUUGAGUACCCGGUGCAGAUUGAGCCAGACACUUUUUACACAGCCAGCGUGAUUCUUGAUGGCAACGAACUCAGCUACUUUGGACAGGAAGGCAUGACGGAGGUUCAGUGUGGCAAAGUGACCGUGCAGUUCCAGUGCUCCUCAGAUAGCACUAAUGGCACUGGGGUCCAGGGAGGACAGAUCCCUGAACUUAUAUUCUAUGCUUGAAAUCUCAUUUCCCCAAGCCGUGUCAACUGUUGUGAGGUGCACAUCUGGUUCCAGCUUGCUGAUGCUUAGCUCAUCUGCAGAUCAGUGCAGGUGAUGUGCUAUGAAUGAAGCUGUAGGCAGUUUCUAAUUUCUUUUAACUUUCUCAUUGUGUACAGGCAGAAAUGCAGCAUUCAGCUUUUAACUAUAUGCUUCAAAGAACCAAACUCUUAUUUUUAGAGUGUGUCUAUACCCCUAGAGAGACUUUGUGCU